AUGGCAGAUGUAAAAGUGUUUCUAAAUAGCAGCCUUCCUGUUGGUACUGUUGACAGAGAAACCGAAACCUUACGAUUACUAGAUCCAGAGGGGGUUGAAAUCCGUUUAAGGUGAAAGUUGAUGCGCAGACAGUACAAAGCACCGGGGCCUAACUUUAUUUGGCACAUCGACGGAUAUGACAAGUUAAAACCAUUUGGGUUUUGUAUUCAUGCCGCAAUUGAUGGAUACAGCCGUAAAGUUUUGUGGCUAAGCGUGGGUUCUUCAAACAACGACCCAAAAGUAAUUGCCAAAUAUUUUAUCUACUAUGUCCGACAGGUUGACGGAAUACCACGUGUGAUUCGUGGUGAUGCAGGCACAGGAAAUGGGGAUGUUGCAGGGAUUUAAAGGUUUUUUCGUCGGAGUGGUACUGAUGAAUUUGCUGGCGAGAAAAGCUUUCUUUAUGGAAAAUCUGUUUCAAACCAACGCAUAGAAGCGUGGUGGUCGACACUUCGAAAAACAAACUGCGACUGGUUGAUAAACUUCUUCAAGGACCUGAGGGAUAGAGGAGACUAUUGUGAUGCUGAUCCGAUUCAUGCAGAAUGUCUUAAAUUUUGUUUUAUGGAUGUCAUUCAAAAAGAGCUUGAUGAUGUAAUGAAUUGGAACUUGCACCGAAUACGGUCGCAAAAUGUUGAAUCCCCUUCAGGAAGGCCUGAUGUUCUUUACUUUUUGCAAGGACUAGAAGACACUCAAGACUAUAAAAUGGUGGUUUUAGAGGAGGACUUGGGAAUAGUUGAUGAAUCAUGUUGCCGCCAAGUACCAAAGUGCAGCAAAGAAUUUGAAGAGAUCGCAGAAAUUUUAAUGACCGAACAUGAUCCUCAUUCACCCAAUGAUGAUGAAGAAGCAUUGAUACUCUAUUUUGAAUUACUUCAGCAAAUUGAAAACAUAUAA
Molecule: messenger RNA, 927 nt
Organism: Actinia tenebrosa (Australian red waratah sea anemone)
Lineage: Eukaryota; Metazoa; Cnidaria; Anthozoa; Actiniaria; Actiniidae
Source: RefSeq, a predicted model, not a curated record